AAAGAUGCCGUGUGGUUCAGAUUUGGGGAAAAAGAAGCUAGAUUCGGGUUACAAGAGUUUUCUCUUGUAACUGGAUUUAAGAUUGCAACGGAUGAUGAAAAUGCGUACGAGGUCCCCAAUAAUAACAGUUCGCUUUUGCAACUGUUCAAGAAGAAGAAGGGGAAGAUCAAACGCAGUGACUUACUCGAGAAAUUUCUUACGCUGAAAAAAAAGGAAGACGCGGAGACAAAGUACAAAUUGGGACUCGUGAUUGUCUUGGAGCAUGUUGUUUUAUCUUCAGAGUUGGAGACUCUAGUAGAUGAAAGAUGGUUUAACUUAGUUGAAGAUUUAGAAAAAUUCAACAGUUAUCCUUCGGGCAACUUGUCGUAUCAGCAGACUGUAAAGUUGUUCAAGCGGACCUCUUUCGGGAAGGGAAAAAAUCCAGAGUCCAUAAACUAUUCUUUGCAUGGAUUUCCCCUGGCUAUUAUGAUUUGGGCAUUUGAGGCGCUACCCGACUUAGGAAGAGAAUUUGCCCAAUUAAAUACUGGUGUCCAACUUCCAAGAAUGUACUGUUGGAAAAUGGAGAAACAGUUGCGAGCGCUUACUACUUUUUUCGAGAGGGCGGAGAUUCAAGUUCGACGAACAUUGGAACCCUCUUCAUAUGAAUGUGAGUCUUCGUAUUUCAACGAAUUGGGUAUAAUUGUCGAGGAAGAAGAUAGUGGCCGUCAUGAUGAGGAUGAAGAAGGCACUGCUACCAAAGAUGAGGGAGAAGGCAGUGCAUCUUCUAAAGGUGAUGAUGAUGAUGAUGAUGUGGAUGAUGAGGAAGAAGAAGAAGAA
Striga asiatica is the source of this 816-nucleotide messenger RNA. The record is from the annotation of a GenBank genome assembly. Lineage: Eukaryota; Viridiplantae; Streptophyta; Magnoliopsida; Lamiales; Orobanchaceae.